UGCUUCCAGUCUCAGUGACGGUGGCCCGGCAGGCCAAAGAAGGCUUUCCUCGGUAGGACUAGCCACAAUUCCACCUGGAACUUCUGUCCGGCCCUGUUCCAUGCUUUCAGCAUCACAAUGUAGAAGGAGAUGAUAGUGGGUGUGCUUUGCUCCGGAAGUAUGCCGGCAACUUGUUCCUUAUUUUCCAGGGAGCCAGCAUGGCAUCCCGUGGUAGAAAUAGCAGGUGUGUUCAGGGGAACGGUAUGAAGUUGAAGAAACAAGUGACAGUGUGUGGGGCAGCUAUAUUCUGCGUGGCUGUCUUCUCCCUCUAUCUCAUGCUAGACCGAGUGCAGCAUGAUCCCACCCGGCACCAGAAUGGUGGCAACUUUCCCCGAAGCCAGAUCUCAGUGCUACAGAACCGAAUCGAACAACUGGAGCAGCUGUUAGAGGAGAAUCAUGAGAUCAUCAGCCACAUCAAGGACUCGGUGCUGGAGCUGACGGCCAAUGCAGAUGGCCCUCCUGCUCUGCUCCCUUACCACAUUCCCAAUGGCUCCUGGGUGGUACCGCCUGAGCCCUGGCCUAGCUUCUUUUCCAUCUCCCCCCAAGACUGCCAGUUUGCUCUGGGGGGGCAGGGCCAGAAGACAGAGCUCCAGAUGCUCACCUUGUCGGAGGAGCUGGCCUUUGACAAUGUGGAUGGUGGUGUGUGGAAGCAAGGCUUUGACAUCCCCUACAGCCCCCAUGACUGGGACUCGGAUAACCUGCAGGUGUUUGUGGUCCCCCAUUCCCACAAUGACCCAGGUUGGAUAAAGACCUUUGACAAGUAUUACACAGAACAGACACAACACAUCCUUAACAGCAUGGUGCCCAAGCUGCAAGAGGACCCCCGGCGACGCUUUCUCUGGGCUGAGGUCUCCUUCUUUGCCAAGUGGUGGGAGAACAUCAAUGCUCAGAAGAGGGCAGCAGUAAGAAGGUUGGUGGGAAAUGGUCAGCUGGAGAUGGCAACUGGAGGCUGGGUGAUGACUGAUGAAGCCAAUUCCCACUACUUUGCAAUAAUUGACCAGCUCAUCGAAGGGCACCAAUGGCUGGACAAAAACCUUGGUGUGACCCCACGCUCCGGCUGGGCCAUCGACCCAUUUGGAUACAGUUCAACCAUGCCUUACCUCCUUCGUCGCUCAAACAUAACCAGCAUGUUAAUCCAGAGAGUGCAUUAUGCGAUCAAGAAGCACUUUGCUGCUACACACAGCUUGGAGUUCAUGUGGAGACAGACAUGGGACCCAGAUGCCAGCACGGACAUCUUUUGCCAUAUGAUGCCCUUCUACAGCUAUGAUGUGCCGCAUACCUGCGGCCCCGACCCCAAGGUCUGCUGCCAGUUCGACUUCAAGCGUUUGCCGGGUGGGCGCAUCAACUGCCCUUGGAAGGUGCCGCCCCGGGCCAUCACGGAGGCCAACGUGGCCGAGAGGGCAGCCCUGCUUCUGGAUCAAUACCGAAAGAAAUCCAAGCUGUUUCGAAGCAACGUGUUACUGGUGCCCCUUGGCGACGACUUCCGCUAUGACAAACCCCAGGAGUGGGAUGCCCAGUUCUUCAAUUACCAGCGACUCUUCGACUUCCUCAAUAGCCAGCCCGACCUCCACGUGCAGGCCCAGUUUGGCACUCUGUCUGACUAUUUUGAUGCCCUGUACAAGAAGACAGGGGUGGAGCCUGGUGCCCAGCCUCCGGGUUUUCCUGUGUUGAGUGGAGAUUUCUUCUCUUACGCCGACCGGGAGGAUCACUACUGGACAGGCUAUUUCACCUCCAGGCCUUUCUACAAGAGUCUGGACCGGGUCCUAGAGGCCCAUCUGCGGGGGGCAGAGAUCCUGUACAGUCUGGCACUUGCCCACAUCCGGCACUCUGGCAUGACCGUUCAGUACCCGCUCUCAGACUACGCCCUGCUGACUGAUGCUCGUCGCGCCCUCGGGCUCUUCCAGCAUCAUGAUGCCAUCACUGGUACUGCCAAGGAGGCAGUGGUGGUAGACUACGGCGUCAGGUUGCUGCGUUCUCUUGUGAGCCUGAAACAGGUCAUCAUCAAUGCCGCUCACUACCUAGUGUUGGGGGACAAAGGAACCUACCAUUUUGAUCCCAGCACACCUUUCUUCAGCAUGGACGACACACGCCUCACCCAGGAUGCCCUGCCUGAGCAGACGGUGAUUCGGAUGGACUCCUCGCCCCGGUUUGUGGUUCUCUUCAACCCCCUGGAUCAGGAGCGGCUCAGCGUCGUCACUUUGCUUAUUAACUCUCCCCGGAUCCGGGUCCUUUCUGAGGAGGGCCAGCCCUUGGCUGUUCAGCUCAGCGCCCACUGGAGCUCUGCCACCGACGUCGUCCCCAACGUCUACCAGGUAUCCGUGCCGGCCCGCUUGCCCGCCCUGGGCCUCAGCAUCCUGCAGCUGCAUCCGGGCCUGGAUGGGCGCCGCACCCUGCCCUCCUCCGUGCGUCUCUACCUGCAUGGCCGGCCGCUGUCUGUGAGCAAGCAGGACAUCUUCCCCGUGCACGUCGAUGAGGCCGGGACCAGUGACUUUGCCCUCAGCAACCGCUACAUGCAAGUCUGGUUCUCGGGCCAAACUGGGCUCCUGAAGAGCAUCAAAAGGGUGGAUGAAGCCCAGGAGCAUCGACUGAGCACCGAGUUCCUCAUCUACGGCACGCGGACCUCCAAAGACAAGAGUGGCGCCUACCUCUUCCUCCCUGAUGGCGAGGCCAAGCCCUACGUCCCCAGGGAGCCGCCCGUUCUUCGGGUCACGGAAGGCCCCUUCUUCUCGGAGGUCGUCGCCUAUUACCAGCACAUGCAGCAGGUGGUGCGGCUCUACAACCUGCCGGGGGUGGAGGGCCUCUCCUUAGACGUCUCCUCCCUCGUGGACAUCCGAGAUCACGUGAACAAGGAGCUGGCACUUCGCAUCCAGACAGACAUCGAAAGCGAAGGUGUCUUCUUCACAGACCUCAAUGGCUUCCAGAUCCAGCCCCGUCGGUAUCUGAAGAAGCUGCCACUGCAGGCCAAUUUCUACCCCAUGCCAACCAUGGCCUACAUCCAGGAUGGCCAGAGCCGCCUCACCCUGCUCACCGGCCAAGCGCUCGGGGUGUCCAGCUUGAGCAGCGGCCAGUUGGAAGUUAUCCUAGACAGACGCCUGAUGCAGGAUGACAACCGAGGCCUUGGCCAAGGGCUAAAAGAUAACAAGAGAACCUGUAACCGAUUUCGCCUCCUUUUGGAACGACGUACCACUGCCAAUAAGGUGCAAGACGGUCGCCCAACCAGCUUCCCGUCUCUUCUUAGCCACCUGACUUCCAUGCACCUAAAUACUCCAGUGAUGGCCCUCCCUGUGGCCAGGGAGCAGCCUGGAGGCCCUCCCUUACGCUCCUUUCAGCCACUGGCCGCCUCACUUCCCUGCGAUAUUCACUUGCUCAACUUGCGAAUGCUCCAAGCUGAGGAUGACAAGCUACCCUCAUCUGAGGCUGCCCUCAUUCUACAUCGAAAGGGCUUUGACUGCGGCCUAGAGGCCAAGAACUUGGGUUUCAACUGUACCACAAGUCAAGGCAAGGUGGCCCUGGGGAGCCUUUUCCAAGGGCUGGACAUAAGCUUCCUGCAACCCACUUCGCUGACAUUACUUUAUGCUCUGGGCUCACCUUCUAACAGCAUGGAUAUCCACUUGGAGCCCAUGGAGAUUUCCACCUUUCGCCUCCGCCUGGGCUAGGACCCUUCAUAGCCAAGUGAGGAAGUACAUCCAUACAGACCACCUUUCAAAAUAAAGCUGAGAUGGACAGCUGCACUGGGUGCCCCAACCUACUCCACCUUCCCCAACUGUGACAGACCAAGCUCUGCCCCAUUGUUCUCUAUUUAUUGUUGCUCCUGUGCUUGGGGGGCUGCCCAGAAGCCUGGGAUUAUACAGAUGGGGCAAAACGCAGGUAGGCUCAGGAGAGACGGACCCUGUGUGCCGGUGCCAGUGAUGCUGGGCAGUGCCAGGAGGUGCAUGAGUGGCUGCCCGCUUGGACAUGAGGUUCUUGCCCUCAGUUCCGAUCCUGUCUCCCUCCUGUUAGCUUUGGGGACAUGAGAGACCAAGAGCAAGCAUGGAGAAGAACUGAGGGAGGCACCAAGGAAUGAGAUCUAGUGUGCUGCCCUGAUGGAGGCAGGUAUGCGAGGAGAAGAGAAUCAUGAUCCCUCCGUCAGUCAGAGCUGGCUCUGAAAUGAAGUACAGACACUUCAGUGUGAUGCUCAGAACUACAGAAAUCUAAGAAUGGGGUGUGAGCCGCUGACAGCGAGGCCAGGCUACCCCUCAGUGCUGUCCUGGCUAAGGGGAUCUGCAUCAAGCAGGUGAUUUUGUAGCAAUUGAUAAGAACUCUUUGUAUGGAACUAGAGACUGUGACUUUGCCAGAGUUCACAGGACACUUCAGGUAAACAAAACUCAUUUCAAACUA
Monodelphis domestica (gray short-tailed opossum) is the source of this 4416-nucleotide messenger RNA. It is a transcript of the gene MAN2A2, whose product is annotated as mannosidase alpha class 2A member 2. Gene Ontology annotation, biological process: N-glycan processing; protein deglycosylation; mannose metabolic process. Gene Ontology annotation, molecular function: carbohydrate binding; alpha-mannosidase activity. The record is from RefSeq and is a predicted model, not a curated record. Lineage: Eukaryota; Metazoa; Chordata; Mammalia; Didelphimorphia; Didelphidae. Gene Ontology annotation, cellular component: Golgi membrane.